Molecule: messenger RNA, 894 nt
Organism: Telopea speciosissima
Lineage: Eukaryota; Viridiplantae; Streptophyta; Magnoliopsida; Proteales; Proteaceae
Product: OVARIAN TUMOR DOMAIN-containing deubiquitinating enzyme 4-like
Exons: 6
Coding region: 266-835 (189 amino acids)
Biological process (GO): endoplasmic reticulum unfolded protein response; protein deubiquitination
Cellular component (GO): cytosol; nucleus
Molecular function (GO): cysteine-type deubiquitinase activity
Source: RefSeq, a predicted model, not a curated record
UCAACUCCAACAGUCACAUCAACGGUAACAUUUCGCGCCGAAAACCGCAUCGAAUUGGAUUCCCAUUUUUUUCAUCACUUUUUCACCAUAACUCUGAAGGAUUCCAUGUGGAUUCUCUUAUCAUCUCUCGCCUCAGAUUCAUUGCGAGCUUCAAUCCUAAACAUACUGCCACAAAGAGAAAGAAAAAAAAAAGAAAGAAAGAAAUGCCUCUCUUCUGUAAAGCAGAAACAGAACUAACGUUCGGUUUUCAGUUGUUUCUUCAAUUAUGUCGACUUUGAAGUUUCCGUUUGGCAUACCUGGCGAUGGUAGAUGUUUGUUCCGUUCUGUGGUUCACGGAGCUUGCUUGAGAGAAGGAAAAUCAUCUCCAAGUGAGAGCAUUCAAAAGGAGUUAGCAGAUGAGCUUAGAGCUAAGGUUGUGGAUGAAUUCAUUAAGAGGCGUCAAGAUACUGAAUGGUUAGCUUUCUUCAAUAAUCUUUUCCUGGAUUCUCAUUCAACAUCAAUAUGGAAAUGUUUAUGCACUUGUAUACCCUUAUUUCAUGGAAUAGGCAAUCUAAAAAAGUUUCUUGAAGGUGAUUUUGAUGCAUACGUUGCACAGAUGAGGCAGCCUCAUAUUUGGGGAGGAGAACCUGAGCUGCUGAUGUCCUCCCAUGUGCUACAGAUGCCUAUCACGGUAUAUAUGAAGGAUAAGUUCUCUGGCAUCCUCAAAUCCAUAGCUGAAUAUGGUCAAGAGUAUGGCAAGGACAACCCAAUCCGUGUGCUAUAUAAUGGUUGUGGACACUAUGAUGCAUUGCAAAACCCUUAUGAAUCACAAGCCAAGAUGUACAAUAAAAGAUGAAGGGGUUCCAUGGGUAAGGAUUGCAGGAUUAGCAUACAUUCCUAUAUAUAUAUAUAUAU